Mandrillus leucophaeus (drill) is the source of this 490-nucleotide messenger RNA. It is a transcript of the gene ATP5F1D, whose product is annotated as ATP synthase, H+ transporting, mitochondrial F1 complex, delta subunit. The record is from RefSeq and is a predicted model, not a curated record. NCBI's taxonomy places the organism in Eukaryota, Metazoa, Chordata, Mammalia, Primates, Cercopithecidae. The transcript has 5 exons. The coding region runs from base 1 to 396 and encodes 131 amino acids. Gene Ontology annotation, biological process: proton motive force-driven ATP synthesis. Gene Ontology annotation, molecular function: proton-transporting ATP synthase activity, rotational mechanism.
AUGCCGCCCUCACCCGUGGGCGACCCUGGAGUGUUCUUCAACGGUGCCAACGUCCGGCAGGUGGACGUGCCCACGCUGACCGGAGCCUUCGGCAUCCUGGCGGCCCACGUGCCCACGCUGCAGGUCCUUCGGCCAGGGCUGGUUGUGGUGCAUGCAGAGGACGGCACCACCUCCAAAUACUUCGUGAGCAGUGGUUCCAUCGCCGUGAACGCCGACUCUUCCGUGCAGUUAUUGGCAGAAGAGGCGGUAACGCUCGACAUGUUGGACCUGGGGGCAGCCAAGGCGAACUUGGAGAAGGCCCAGGCGGAGCUGUUGGGGGCAGCUGAUGAGGCCACUCGGGCAGAGAUCCAGAUCCGAAUUGAGGCCAACGAGGCCUUGGUGAAGGCCCUGGAGUAGGCGAGCCAGCCGCCAAGGUCCACCUCGGCUUCGGAGCCACCUCUCUGGAUGAGCUGCCCCCAGCCCCCGCCCCAUUAAAGACCGGGAAGCCUGA